AUGUGUCUAGUUUUAGAAAAGGAUGAUAUAGAUUAUAGAUUAGGAGAUUUAAUAGUAAUGUGCAGUAUUAUAAUGAAAUUUCGCACGGCCUUUGAAGCCCCAUGUUCAAGAGUUUUCAAAAGGAGACGGCUGAUUGAGAACCCCAGUGACAUUGCCAGUAUGUAUUUGAGAUCUGAUUUUAUCCUUGAUCUCAUAGCAGCAUUACCACUCCCACAGUGCCAGCAAAUUAUUGACUACAUAUUCCUUUCAUUUUGUCAGUUGCCUAAGUUUGCUCCAGAUAUGGCUACUUCUCUACUAGAGGCUAUUUGCCAACACCUAAAAACAUUGUCCUGUAAAGAAGGCACAUACAUUGUGAAGCAAAUGCUCUUCAUUUUCAGUGGUGAAUUGGAACUUUCUUUCACACACACGGGAAAUUCCUGCUUGACUAUUCUAGGAUCAUCAGGUGAAUGUUGUGGCCAAGAAAUAGUAACAUGGGCUUCUCAAUCCACAACUUCAAUGGACAACCUUCCUUCUUCGACUUGGACUAUAAAGUGCCUCACAGAUGUUGAAGCAUUUGUGCUACAAGCUUAUGAUAUGAAGAUUCUUGCUACUCAAUUCGCGCACAAUCAAGAGUUUCAGCGUGCUUUCAAGCAGCAUUAUCCUUAA
Messenger RNA from Chenopodium quinoa (quinoa), 645 nucleotides. Its product is annotated as probable cyclic nucleotide-gated ion channel 14. The transcript is spliced from 3 exons. The record is from RefSeq and is a predicted model, not a curated record. NCBI's taxonomy places the organism in Eukaryota, Viridiplantae, Streptophyta, Magnoliopsida, Caryophyllales, Amaranthaceae. Bases 1 to 645 code for a protein of 214 amino acids.